UAUGGUGGGCAAUGUUAUCCCCACCAAAACCAAUCAUCUCCAACCCCAAAUUCUCACUCACCCCUUUAAACCUAUUAUCACCAAAACGGCCACCAGGGUCAAAAUGGUCCAUUGGACUUGGACCUCCGCCGUCAUCGGAGCCGCCACCACCGCCGCACUAAUAUCCAUAAGACCCAAAGACCCAAUAUUCCACGUAGUCUCAAUCAACAUAACCUCCUUCAAACUCAGCAUCCCCUUCAUCGACGCCGAGGUAACCCUGACCGUCAACGUCACCAACCCCAACGCCGUCCCAAUCCACUACUCUUCAACCGAGAUGUCAAUCUUUUAUGCCGGAUCUUUGCUCGGGUCGGCUCAGGUGUCGGCUGGGUCGCAGCCGCCGAGGUCGUGUCAGCUGCUGCAUCUGCCGGCGCGGCUGAAGAGCGUGGAGCUGGCCCACCAUGGGGUGCAGUUUAUGGCGGAUGUGGGGCGGCGGGAGAUGGUGUUGGAUGCGACGGUGGAUAUUGAAGGAGUGGCUAGGGUGGUGUGGUGGGGACAUAAGUUUAAGGUGCACGUGGAGAGUCACGUUACGGUUGAUCCUGUUUUUCUUGAUGUUGUGGAGCAGGAGAAUAAAUCUGAUUUGGAGUUGUUUGUAACUUGAUCAAUUAUAAAAUGAUAAUGUCAUUUGUUGUCUUUGGUUUAAUUAUCAAUAAGUUUUUUGAAAAACUGAAUUUAAUA
Messenger RNA from Helianthus annuus (common sunflower), 714 nucleotides. RefSeq lists its product as uncharacterized. NCBI's taxonomy places the organism in Eukaryota, Viridiplantae, Streptophyta, Magnoliopsida, Asterales, Asteraceae. Gene Ontology annotation, cellular component: plasma membrane. The transcript has a single exon. The record is from RefSeq and is a predicted model, not a curated record. Gene Ontology annotation, biological process: response to desiccation. Bases 2 to 637 code for a protein of 211 amino acids.